AUGAAGGUUUACCUCGAAAACAAAGUAUUACUGCUGUUGUGGUUCCUACUUUUAGCAGGUUUUGAUAUUGAGGCUUCAACCUACAACUACUCUGCAAGCAUAGAGUGCCAGAUUAGUCCUUCUGCUCCUCAAUAUGAAGGAGGACUCGUAGCAAACCCAAAGUUUGAUGAUGGCUUAGAAGGAUGGAAGGUUUUUGGAAAAGGCAAAAUUGAAGAAAGAACUUCUAAGACUGGGAACAAGUUUAUUGUGGCUUAUAAUAGAACUCAGUCUAAUGAUAGUUUCUCACAACACAUAUAUUUAGAGGAAGGGCUUCUUCACACAUUUUCAGCUUGGGUACAAAUUAGUGAAGGAAGUGACACUGUGAUUGCUGCAUUUAAAACUUGGUAUAAUGAAACAAAGAUAGUGGGCUCUGUCAUAGCUCAAUUUGGCUGCUGGUCUAUGCUAAAAGGAGGACUCUCUGUUAAUCUCACUAUGCCAGCAGAGCUCUAUUUUACGAGUAAAAACAGCAAUAUCGAGUUAUGGGUAGACAAUGUUUCUCUGCAACCAUUUACCAAAAGACAGUGGAGAGACCAACAAUCAAAGAACAUAGAGAAGAUAAGAAAGAGAAAAGUGAGAAUACAUGUUGCCGACAAGAAAAGGAAGAAGCUCAAAGGUGUAGAAAUCACCAUUGAGCAGAAAAGGCCUUAUUUCCCCCUUGGCUGUGCACUCACCGAUUCAAUUAUAGAAAACAGGGCCUAUCAGGACUGGUUCAUCUCAAGAUUUAGCCACACUGCAACCUCUUUCGAUAAUGAAAUGAAAUGGUACUGGACAGAGAAAGAUCAAGGACAUGAAAAUUACAGUGUUCCAGAUGCAAUGGUUGCCUUUGCCAAACAGCAUGGUAUUUCAGUGAGAGGCCACAACAUAUUCUGGGAUGAUCCAGAUUACAACAUGAACUGGGUCAAAUCUUUAUCCCCCAGAGAACUUCUCGGCGCAUCGGUCAGGCGAAUGGGUUCCGUUAUGUCAAGAUAUUCCGGCCAGCUUAUGGGUUGGGAUGUCAUGAAUGAGAAUUUACACCACUCAUUCUUCGAGGAAAGAAUAGGACCAAAUGCCUCUGCAAUGUUCUUCAAGAUAGCACAAGCACUUGAUUCUGAAGCAAUAAUGUUUUUGAAUGAGUUCAACACUUUAGAGCAACCACAUGACAUGGUUGCGACGCCGUCGGAGUAUCUGAGAAAGAUUACGAACAUUAGAUCUUUGCCGGGAAAUGAAGAAAUGGUGGUUGGAAUUGGAUUGGAAGCUCAUUUUGAUAGGCAUGAGCCAAACAUAGCUUACAUGCGUGCUUGCUUGGAUGUUUUGGGAGCUAUCAAUAUGCCCAUUUGGCUAACAGAAUUGGAUGUGCAGAGAUGUCCCAAUCAGGCUGACUACUUGGAAGAAAUUAUGAGGGAGGCCUAUUCACAUCCUGCUGUUGGAGGUAUCAUAGUGUUUGCAGGGUGGAAACCAACAAACUGCAAUGACACCUGCUUAAACAACAACAACUACGACACCUUGCCGAAAGGUUGCGCCAAGUUGUGCCUGCAUGACAACAGAUUCAAGAACUUGCCGUCCGGCGAUGUCGUCGACAAGUUGCUUCAAGAGUGGAAGACCAGAAACUUGAAGGGAGCGACAGAUAAGAAUGGUGUUUUUGAGGAUGCCAUUUCUCAUGGAGAGUACAAUGUGAAGGUGUUUAAUCCAGUUACUGCAAAGAGUUUGAGCAUGCAAGUGAAGGUGAUCAAUGAGAAAUCUGAACCAUUGGAUGUUUGGAUUUCCAUCUGA
Ilex paraguariensis (yerba mate) is the source of this 1788-nucleotide messenger RNA. NCBI's taxonomy places the organism in Eukaryota, Viridiplantae, Streptophyta, Magnoliopsida, Aquifoliales, Aquifoliaceae. The record is from the annotation of a GenBank genome assembly.